UACCCCUUUUAAGUUUAACUACAAUGAGAGAUUUUUUUGAUAGUAAGUGAGAAAAAGUGAUGGAGCAUGAGUAUUGAGUGAAGAGUGAUGAAAAUAUUUUUGACCGACAAGUUAAAAUGAAGAAGUCUGGGCAUCUUGGUUCUCACGUGAUAGGCAAAAACACAUAAACCAAUGUUUUUUAAAAAAAAAAAAAAAAAAAAAAAAAAAAAAAAAAGAGAAAAAACUCAUGUUUUGCUGACUCAGCCGUAACUAUCAACCUCCACACUACCCAGUUGGAGCUUACUCCAUUGGAUCAUAAACAUGAUUUCUCUCUCCUUGGACCAUCUUCCACGUGUUUAAAUCGUGUCCAUUCAAUAACCCUAUGCGGCGGUUCGUAUUGUUCUCCUACUUCACUGUGACAAACACCACCCUCACCGCACUGUCACCCUAUCACCUCCUCCUCACUAUACCCUUUUCUCAAGUAAUUUCUUUAAUUAGAGAUAUUUUUGCCCCCCUCUCUGACCCAAUUAUACAAACCCAAAAAAAUUACAAUAAUUAUAUUAUUUUUUUAAUUUAAUUUACAUUUUACCGUUUUCCAAUUUCGGCUGAUGGUAUCCUAUAUAAAACCCAACUCAAGAGUCACUUACUCACUUGUUUACCUCCUCCUUUUAUUGCUCCUCUUCACACUCCCUACUUUCUCUCUCUUCACUCAUUUUCUCUCUCCUCUCUUCACAUUACAUUUUCACAAAAUUAAAUAAAUUCCCAAAAAAAUUGAACUUUCCCAUUACAUUGAAUCUUCCUUUCUCACUGUUCCCAAAUUUUUCCACCAAUUUUCAUCUUUGUUGACAAUUUGUUCUUCUUAAUGCGAAGAACAGAAGUAAUUUAUAUUGUUUGAACCAAUCCACCCUUAAAAAAGAUGGAUUAUUCUCACUUGCUAUGCCCGGUGAAAUACACCGAGCAUCGCAGCGUGACAAAGAAGCAGAACCUUAUCAAAGUAUCAAAGAAAUCGAUACCGAAACCUCCACCUAGAGUGGUUCGUGUAUCGGUUGUAGACAACGACGCAACCGACUCAUCAAGCGAUGAGGAGUCCGACUUAUUCGGCCGUCACCGUGUCAGGCGGUACACGAAUGAGAUAUUGAUCGAGCAAACCACCAGUUUGAGUAAUGCUGCGGUAGCAGCAACAACAGCAACAACUACGGCUCCUAUUGUCGCCCCUCUUUGUAAGAAGGGCGGGUCGAGGAGGAAAUCAUCAGCAAACACGGCCGUGCCGACCGGUCAACCCGGUGGCGCGUUGGUGACUUCCGGUGGUGUUAGGAAGUUUCGAGGUGUCCGUCAACGGCCUUGGGGGAAAUGGGCUGCGGAAAUUCGUGACCCGGCGAAGCGGGUUCGGUUAUGGCUUGGAACGUAUGACACUGCUGAAGAGGCUGCAAUGGUUUACGAUAACGCUGCGAUUAAGCUUCGUGGUCCUGAUGCUCUGACUAAUUUCGCUACUCCGCCACCGCGUGAACCACCGGCUCCGGUGGUGGUUGAGACUCACGCGCCGUCGACUUCCGGCGGGUAUGAGUCGGGCGAUGAGUCUGCUUCACACAACAUUCUCUGCUCACCCACUUCUGUCCUCCACUUCCGGGGCGGUUCGACCGGGGAAGAAGUCUCCCGGUUCAAACCGGACAUUGUUAAAAAUGAAAAUGAAAUGUUGUUUUGUCCGGUUCAAGAAACAAGCAACAGUGUGAGCAACAGCUUGAUGAGUAUCAGCAACAGUAUGAGCAACAGCAGUAGUAGCUGUCACUUGGAGGAAUGUCAAGGAGAAUCAUCAUCAAAUAUUGGCGAUUUCUUAGAUACGCCGUAUUUGAAUGAUUUCUUCAACUUUGAGUCACCGGAACCCAUGAUUUUCGAGGAUUCCAAACCGCUGGACAAUCUAUUUGCUAUCGGUGAUGAUUGUGAUAAUCAGUUCCAUAACCAGUUUGAUUUCGGGGACGUGUUCGUUGAUUCGUUUAUGGAUGAUUUCGAUUUUAAUACGAUGAAUAACAAUAACAACAACAGUUAUUCAUCGUCUAACUUGUUACAAGUGGACGAUUAUUUUCGAGAUAUCAAUGAGAUUUUUGCAGCGGAUCCUCUUGUAGCCUUGUAAUCUGACUGAAAAAACAAAAGAAAAAAGAAGAAAAUGGGAGAGAGUCAUCUUUUUCCGGCCGAUUGUUGAUUGGCAAGUUUUGUACCGGCGGCGAGUAUUAAUUAGAUUUUUUUGUUUAAUUUUAUAUUAGUAGUACUAAUAUUAUUCUCUGUUAGAAAUAUAGCGGAGAAUUUUUGAGGAAUUAAUAAAAUUAAUUAUAUGAGAGUAAUUAUUUAGGCCUUUAAUUUUGUUUUGUGAUGAUGAGUUGUAUACAGUAAAUUCAAUUUUGGUUGAAGAAAAAUGGAAAUACAGAUUACAAUUUGUUUCCUA
Messenger RNA from Chenopodium quinoa (quinoa), 2416 nucleotides. RefSeq names its product ethylene-responsive transcription factor CRF4-like. Gene Ontology annotation, biological process: regulation of DNA-templated transcription. Lineage: Eukaryota; Viridiplantae; Streptophyta; Magnoliopsida; Caryophyllales; Amaranthaceae. The record is from RefSeq and is a predicted model, not a curated record. Bases 896 to 2107 code for a protein of 403 amino acids. Gene Ontology annotation, molecular function: DNA-binding transcription factor activity; DNA binding. The transcript has a single exon.